This is a messenger RNA of Pichia membranifaciens NRRL Y-2026, 1062 nucleotides long. RefSeq lists its product as hypothetical. Gene Ontology annotation, cellular component: nucleus. NCBI's taxonomy places the organism in Eukaryota, Fungi, Ascomycota, Pichiomycetes, Pichiales, Pichiaceae. The record is from RefSeq and is a predicted model, not a curated record. Bases 1 to 1062 code for a protein of 353 amino acids. Gene Ontology annotation, biological process: regulation of cell cycle. The transcript has a single exon.
AUGACCACCGUAAAUAUGGCCAAUACACCCGAUGACCUCAAAGAGCAUCUUUCAAAAGUGGAAGAAUCCCUUUCCCACCUCCGCACAUCAUGUCAAGAAUCAGUAACCACACAUUCACCUACUAUAUCAAACACUCUAGAGGUUGCUAAUGUGGCACAACCCUUAAAUGAAGUGCCGAAACUUUCAUCCUUAUUAAGUGCACACGCCACUAAGUUGGGUUUGGUAUUUAAGCCGCCGAUCGCAAUAACCACCUAUAAGGCAUGUCGAACUGAAGUUGACUCACUUCUCAAAUAUGCUGCUCUACUUGUGUCCUUGCUUAAUCAGAUUCAAGAAGAAAAAGAAAAGUACUCUAGUGUUUUUGCGAAUGAAUUGUCCUCCGAUGGACUCUCAGUAUUGGAAGCAUGCGUCGCACUUAUAAGUGGGUUGAAAGAGCUUGUCAGUUUCGGAGAAGCAACAGAAACUGUGCUUACAGACCAAAGAUUGGUUGGUGUGGGGUUCAUUUGGGAAGCUUGUGAAAAAUUGACAAAAACUUGCAAAAAUGGAUCUAGUGGUGUACUGAGAUCAAAGCUCAAACAGACAAACAGAUUGGUCGUCGACGCGUUGAAUGAACUAAACGAAUGGUUGGAAAAUCCUAUAGUCGGUGGUGGCUUUGAUUUUGAUGAAGAAGAUAUAUUUGGACUGAGUAAUGACAUUGGAUCCGAUGGAGAAGAGGAAAAAGCAGAAGAUAAAGUAAUUGCGUUUGGUAAGUUAUGGAGUACUCGGAUUCAACUGGUCAAACUAUUGGUGUCGUUGUUGGAUAAAUCUGUUCCAGCAAGUAAAUACAACCCAAAAUUCUCCAAAGGUUUAGACGCAUUAAAUGCUAAAUGUUUGAAAGUCAGUGAGCAUGUUGACGACGUCGUUGCUUGUACAGUUUAUGAUGCAAACGUCGAAAGUGGUGAGCUGGCUUCUAAAUCCUUAGCCAAAGAAAUUAACCAGAUCGUAGACCUUACAAGGAAGAUUAAUAAUAAUGAUGAAAAGAAAUGUAAAUGGCUGGAUUCCUGGAAAACAAAAUUUGAAGAAUGA